This is a messenger RNA of Cladocopium goreaui, 3864 nucleotides long. Lineage: Eukaryota; Dinophyceae; Suessiales; Symbiodiniaceae. The record is from the annotation of a GenBank genome assembly.
AUGGACUUCUUUCGGUUCUUUGGCUUCUGGGACCUGCCGAGUUCUGAAUUGAGGUCGGAAGGCACGAUGGAGAUCACAAGAUGCUCCGCACUUAGGGCGCUGAGCGAAGGGAUUGCAACAGCACCUGCAACACCGGGGAUGAUGGGUGAGGUUGCGGAUGUUGAUGUGAUGGGAUCCACGGGGCUCCGCAACAGUUGGAAUGUCAUUUAUGACCCCAGCUCUGGUGAUGCGAUUGCCAGGCUGCCACUUCAGCAAUGCGACUGGUGUCCUGGACUUUUACCAGUUCUCUGCUGCAGACAUCGCCUCAUUGGUGCGAAAGAUCGUGCCAAUCAUGAGCAAGAGCAGUGGGACACAGUGAAGAAAAAGAAGCAGGUCAAGGAGGAGAAGAAGAUGAAGGAAGCUGCUCAGAAGAAGAUUGAGGAGAUGCAACACAAGCAUGAAGAAGAGCCGAUCGGAGAUGUAGCAAGGCUUGUGAUUGAGGAAGUGUUCAUUGGCGAGGAGCAGGAUGAGUGGAGCACUGUCAAGAAGAAGAAACAGGUGAAGGAAGAGAAGAAAAUCCAAGAAGAGAAAAAGAUCAAGGAGGAUCAAGAGCGGAAGGUCAAGGAGGAAGAACGCAAAGUCAAGGAGCAACUGCUCAAAGAGGAAAUUGAGAAGCAAAAGAAGCAAAACAACGAGAGGAAGGUGCCUUCAGAGGCUGGAAACUCCGCGACCCCGCCAAGCACCAAUCUCAGUGGGUUCAAGUGGCUGAACAUUUUGAGAAGCACCAAUGAAGCUUUGAACUUAGGCCAACCUGGCAAAGGUACUGGAAAGGGUGGCAAGAACGGUUCCAAGAACGGCAAUGCUACACCAGGUCGCUUGAGCGCGGUCAUUGAGGUGCUGUCCUUCCAACAGAUCCUGCCACUUUCUUUGCAGCUUCCAAGCCAGCUGGGGAUGUUGAGACCGAACAGCCCACUGCCAAAGAGACUCCACAAAGUCACACAGCGCCAGCUGCACCAGCAGCAACACCUGCGCCACCGCCAGCCGCAGCAGCCCCGGCAGCUGCACAAACUGCACCAGCACAAGCUACACCGGCACCCUCUCGACCAAAGGGCGGCAGUGUGUGGAACAAGCCACCCACCUUUGCAGAGACCCGGUCCAAGAACGAGCCAACGCCUGCUGAGUCCUAUCGCACAAAGCCACAGGCACAGCCGGCACCAAAGCCCAAGGCCGAGCCCAAGAACUCCGCGUCCCAGGCGGCCCCAGCGAGUCGAAAGCCGCAGAACAGCAACCACGAUGGGAACUCGCGUCAGAACAGCGACAGCCACGGCUCACAGGGCUCCCACGGCUCACGCCAGGGUUCCCAUGAGUCCAACUCCAGACCCAAAGCCGGUGCCCGAUCCAAGCAAGACAAGAACGAGUGGUGGGAAAAGAAUGACUCCAAGUGGAAUGGUCGAUGGGAUUGGAAGAAUUGGAACGACUGGGAUGGCAAGGCUGACGGUGACUGGUGGAGUGGAGACUGGAAAAAAGGAGGUGGCUGGCAAUGGCAAAAGAAGAAGGAUGACUCUCAAGGGUGGCAGCGGAAGGACAAGUCAGAAGCUGCCCCUAGAGGUGAUAAGCCGCAGGAAGACGCCGCUGCUAGCGGCGCCUGACGUCUCACAUUGCCUAGCUCAAGGGCGUGGGCAUUACCAGACCUACACAGGCAACACAGCCAACGCAGCCAACGCACUUUGCAACUCGCGGCAUUUUGGGUGCUGGAGUAUCUCCACGGAGUUUCGGCAAAAAUUCGUCAAUUCCAGAAGUUUGUUGCAGCAGUUUCGAUUUGACUCUGAAUCGGAGACUCCAAUGUUUGCACUUCUCACCGCGUAUCACGCGAAGCAGGGGCCUAUGUCCACAUUCCUGAUGUCCAAGAAGGUUGUCACCAAGAAAAAGGCGCAACCUGCUCCUGCCACUUCGGUGGAAAAUGGUACUCCUGCACCAGCAGCUUCAGCAACGACCGACGUCCGCGUUGCGCAUCAGCUGCGAGUGCUGGAAACAGUUGCUGGUAAAGGCGAGGAGGAUGAGAAGAAGUACUCUCCUCGAACCGAAAGGUAUAUCCAGCAACUGACGGGCGUGCUCGAUUUCUAUGAGUACUCCCGAAGUGACAUUGCUGGUUUAGUUCGCAGAUGCCACUAUGAUGAGUUGGAUGCCAAGAACUCUGCUGGAGAGGUUGCAGAAGGAGCAGGAGAAGCAACGCAGAGCAAGGGUGGCAAGAACGGGACAGAGGCAGAUGGUGGAGGUGAGAUUGAAGAUCGGUCCGACCAAAGUGCCUCUCAGGGAAACUGGCAAGAGCAGUGGUGGGAAAACUCCGGUGACAAAUGGAAUGGAAAAAGCUGGGAGUGGCAAGAGAACUGGCAAGAAGACUGGAGCGAAAACAAGAACGGCGGCAAGAGCUGGGAAUGGCAAGAAUCCUGGCAGGAAGACUGGAGUGGAAAUAAGGCCGAGAAUGACAAGUGGUGGGGCAGCUGGGAAAAGGCGCGGUACUGCCCGCAAUACCUCACACCAUUCCACACCAUUCGUAUGCGUGCUUCCGUCAGCAAGUUCUCCGGCAAGAUCGCACUGCAGGCUGGCAGCCGCAAAAAGGGACACAAGGAGAAGAACAAAGACGGCCCCGCUCUAGCAGAGGACGACGACGCCGAAGGAGACUUUUGGGACAUGCCAGACACGUCUGCCCCAGAUGCAGAGGGUGGCUUGGAUCGGUGGACCUUGGGCCGCCUUCCGGGACACGAGCAAGCUGCAGAGGAUGGCAUGGCGGUACCCAAGGCGAUGCCAAACAAUGCCUUGACCGUGGAGGCAUUAGAGCGUGACCACCUGGCAGCUGCCCCCACAGUGGCGCCGCAGGUGGCAGCUCCAGCCCCCAUGAACGCGCCCAGUGGCAAUUGGAUGGUGGAUGGCCUACCACCACCUCAGCAGGACCUUUUGGCAGCACUGGGUGCGCCAGUGGCCGCAUCUUCCAGCUCUGCCCCAGCAGAGGAUAGAAACCAGGAUAGGCCUGAGCGCGGCGAGAAAGGCCGCGGGAAGGGCAAGAAAGGUAAAGACCGAGAGAAGGGUGCCGAGGGCGAGAAGGAGCGACUAGAGCGCAUAGAUCGCUCAGACGAUCCUCGUCGGCAAGCGGUCGAGCAGGUCGGAGAAGUCGUUACGGUGCGCAAGCACAGCUCAAUGGGCUGUGCCGUCGUAUCCAUGACCGAUGUCAGGGUGCGACAGGCAAUCGUGGCCGAAGGCAACGAAUGCACAAUCAAUGGCCUCAAGGUCCAAAUCAAACCGCAUCACAACAAGGACACCAAAGAAGAGGUUCUGACCGACCUGUUCGUCGCUUGGGGUAGACAGGUAGAGAAGGUGAGUCCCCUUUCGGAAGAGAAGAUUGCCCAGUACUUUGACAAAAAGUACAAGGACAUCAUCGCAGGAUGGAAGGCAGCUGAGGAGGAGAGGAGGCAAGCGGAGGAGCAACAACGGCAAGAGAUUGUUUUAAAGCAGAGAACUGAAGAGCGUAGACGAUACGAAGAAGAAGAGCAAAAGCGACGCCAGCAAGAGGCUGAGCAGCAGCAGAAAUGGAUGAGUCAACAGUGGAUGCAACAAGCUGGUGGCGUGGUGCCGCAGGGCGGAGCAGUUAGGGGCAUGGGAGCCACCGCUGAUGCGUAUCAAGCACAGCUGCAGCAGCAACAGCCACAGCAGCAGCAACAAGCAGCAGCCAUGCAGUGGAACCCGUCCCAGCAGCAGCAGUGGAUGCAGGCAAUGGCAUACCAGGCACAGGGGUGGCAGAUGGCUCAGCGAGGUCUUCAGAUGCAGGGCAUGGCCCAGGCAGCCUCGGGUCAGGACCAGGCGGAUUGGCGGGCUUACUACCAGCAGUGA